Fusarium odoratissimum NRRL 54006 is the source of this 5295-nucleotide messenger RNA. Its product is annotated as regulatory associated protein-mTOR. Lineage: Eukaryota; Fungi; Ascomycota; Sordariomycetes; Hypocreales; Nectriaceae. Gene Ontology annotation, biological process: positive regulation of cell growth; TOR signaling; cellular response to amino acid stimulus. Bases 1018 to 4824 code for a protein of 1268 amino acids. The record is from RefSeq and is a predicted model, not a curated record. The transcript has 2 exons. Gene Ontology annotation, cellular component: TORC1 complex; cytoplasm. Gene Ontology annotation, molecular function: protein binding; protein-macromolecule adaptor activity.
CUCAUCAUUUGCUUCUCUCGACCACUGUCGAAAGUCUCUCAACUGCUUUUGGGUAUUCUACACCUAAGCGCAGUGACCAACCCAUAGUGAAACAGGCUCAAAAAAAGGGCUAUCAUCCGCAAUGCCGGCUUGAGCUACACAGAGAGCCAUGACAGCUGUGUCGUUCCAAUAGACGUCACUUCCUCCACAUCUUUACACCUACUAAGCCAGCGAAACCCGCUUCACUGCAAGCUCCUCCACCAACGCUAGACUUAUCAACCCGCGCCCGUCACGACAACCCGCGCAUCUCGGCCACAACCAACUACCUGCGUCGAUCGCGAUACUUUUACGGUUAUUCGGGCGUCAUGGCGCUGCGAUCCGACGUGAACGGCACCACUGCGCCUACCGCUGAGCCUAACGGAGCUGCCUCGGCAGCGCGACCCAGGAUGAACGGCCGUUCAACCUCGAACGAUGCUACCAGGAGCGACGACGAUGAUCAACGACCGUUGAGCGCACCAAACCGGCGCAACGGAAGCAUAGCGCUCGAGACAAGAGACGACAUCGAGCAUCACCAGAAAACGCGGCCUUCCAAGCCAAUACUCCUCCGGUCGAAGAGCGACUACGCGCCCCGGCCGAUGGAAGAGCCUGAGCCAACAGAAGAUGACAUACCUGAAUGGGGUGCUAGACAUGGUUUUGAGGAUCAUUAUCAAUCGGAGGACAUCAUAUCUCAGCUGGCUAACGUGAGUUUCCCCUCUCAAUCAUGUCAAUUUGCCGGUCAGUCAUCUUGGAUACACCCAGCCUCUGUAUCAUGCUCGACAGAUGCAAGAUAAAGAAGACCUGGUUGUAGUAUGCCGUGGCACGUGGAAACAAGCACCUCUGGCAUCAGCCUCGAGCCUCCCGGCAACUUGAUCACCUGUUAGAUGUCUUCUGCAUCAGCCCUAGAGGAAUAGAUCCAUUGCUCUGACUCGGGGACCAUUCAUGCACGAUAUUCAUGUUGCCCUGGGUUUACCUAGCUAAUUAUGCCCUCAGAACUGGUAUAUGUAUUUUACCGAUAAACGACAUGAGACGACAGGCAAACCUAAACCACUACAAUAUGAACUUCAAGAUUGGCGGCAGAGAGACAGGUUAAAAACAGUGUCUGCAGCUCUCGCGGUGUGUUUGAAUAUAGGAGUUGAACCCCCUGACCAGCUCAAGACCAACCCAGGUGCGAAGCUCGAGGCCUGGACAGAUCCUACAAUACCUCCCAUCCAGAAAGCCCUCGAAAACAUUGGCAAGUCACUUCAGGCGCAGUACGAAACGCUUGCGAUAAGAGCGCGAUACAAACAAUACCUCGAUCCCUCCGUCGAGGAGACAAAGAAAUUCUGCAUCUCGUUACGCAGAAAUGCCAAGGAUGAACGUGUUUUGCUUCACUAUAACGGUCACGGCGUGCCCAAGCCAACCGCAUCAGGCGAGAUUUGGGUUUUUAAUAAGAACUACACACAAUACAUCCCUGUAUCACUGUACGACCUGCAACAUUGGCUUCAAGCUCCCACCAUCUUUGUCUGGGAUUGUUCUGAAGCCGGCAACAUUCUCAACAACUACCAUCGAUUUGUUGAGAAGCAUGAAGAAGAGGAGGAGGAGGCCGCAGAGCGCGACCCAAACUACACGAAAACUAAUUUCAGGCCUUAUAUCCAUCUGGCUGCCUGCGCUGUCAAAGAGAAUCUCCCGACAAACCCUCUUCUGCCUGCUGAUCUGUUCACAGCUUGCCUCACCACUCCCAUUGAGAUGGCUCUGUGGUUCUUCGUUCUGCAGAACCCCCUCAAGACCAAUAUCAGCCCAGAGCGGGCAAAAAAACUACCCGGUCGCCUCCAGGAGCGGCGAACACCACUGGGGGAACUUAAUUGGAUCUUCACUGCUAUCACAGACAGCAUUGCGUGGACAACACUGCCUCGUGAUCUCUUCCGGAAAUUCUUUCGACAAGACCUGAUGGUGGCAGCGCUGUUCCGCAAUUUUCUUCUUGCCCAACGCGUCAUGACGGUCUAUGGAUGCCACCCUCAGUCCUAUCCUAAGCUACCCGACACCCACCAGCACCCAUUGUGGGAGACCUGGGAUCUAGCCGUUGACAUGGCAUUGGCUCAGCUCCCUAUGCUUGAAAAGAAAGAGAGCGAAGGCUUUGAUUAUGAAUAUCAAAACUCGACAUUCUUCACAGAACAGCUUACUGCUUUCGAUGUUUAUCUUACUAGGGGCGAUGCAAUGGCCCAAAAGUCACCCGACCAGUUACCGGUUGUGCUCCAGGUACUGCUCAGCCAACAACACCGGGUUCGUGCUCUUAUCUUACUCGGCCGGUUUCUCGACCUGGGCCCGUGGUCUGUUCAGCUCGCUCUCAGUAUUGGCAUUUUCCCAUAUGUCCUCAAACUCUUACAGUCGGCUGCGGCCGAGUUGAAGCCAGUUAUGGUCUUCAUCUGGGCUCGUCUCAUUGCAGUGGACCUUUCUUGUCAGCAGGACCUCAUCAAAGAUAGCGGCUAUAGCUACUUCGCACAGAUUCUGAAACCCUCCGAAGGAUUGCCUGUUGUUGACAGCGACGAACACAAGGCAAUGUGCGCUUUUAUUCUCGCUAUGCUAUGCAAGGAUUACAAAAAUGGUCAAAUGGUCUGUAACCAGACAGAGAUUAUGUCAUAUUGUUUAACUCAUCUUCAAAAUGAGGAGAACCCUCUUCUGCGCCAGUGGGCAUGUCUCUGUAUAAGCCAGCUUUGGCAAGACCUUCCAGAGGCCAAGUGGCGUGGAAUCAGGGAGAAUGCAUACGUCAAGCUCGCUUAUCUCGUGAGGGAUCCUUGUUGCGAGGUACGGGCAGCGAUGAUCCAUGCCAUGACUACAUUUCUGGGUAUUCCUGAUCUGACAGAGGAAGUGGCCCGUAUUGAGGAGUCUAUUGCAUGGACGAUACUUGACAUGGGUAAUGAUGGAAGCCCAAUGGUCCGCAAGGAGUUCAUUGUGUUUCUUUCUCAUUUUGCUAUUCGCUUCGAGAGCAAGUUUUUAGUUGCAGCUUACGAACAACUGGUUGAGGAGAAGGAGUAUCUCAUAUUCCCUCCCCAAGAUGACGGCCAGGAACACAAGAUGGGCUUGCAUUACGCAAGGCCGGAUAAUCGCAACAAGGAUGGUACCAUCAAGCCAAUGGCCCAUGGUCUAUCUCAUAACACAGUAUAUAUGGCGUUGUGGAAGCUGGCUCUCGUUCUCAGUGUGGAUCCUCAUCCUGAGGUACAACGCGAAGCGACUAUCGUUGUAGACUUUGUUCACAACGCGCUGCUCAGCUCAAAAGUCGGAGUUCAGACGCAGCUAGUCAUGGCAGAGAUUCGAAAGCGUACGGCAAGGACAGCACAUAAGCAUACUCCGAGUGCAAGCCAGCGAAAUAAUGCUCCUGGCACUUCUAACUCGCAGCCUUUACCCUCCCCAGGACUCCUUCGUCGAACUGCGAGCUUGCUUUUUCCAUCACUGGUCACCAAUGAGGACAAAUCAAGACCGACAACCCCGACUUUGCCCCGAUCACCAUCCCUAAAACUCACGCCGAAUCAAAUACCGGUGCCUGCAGAGCAAAACGAUCGACCAUCAUCGCUGGCUCAAUACAAUGUUGCGCAUGAACCCUAUUCAGGCGCAUACAAAGAGCGGGAUCUGAUGAAGCCUCCUGCACUGCCUCUCAAGAGCAAAUUCCUGGAAUGGUCAAUUGAGUAUUUCCGUGAACCACAGAUGAAGCCGAGUGAGGCAGAUGAACCUGGAAGUACCGAAUACAAUGAGCGUCUUUGGCGAAGAGCUCGGAAUGAAACCAUUUUCAGAGAAACUCAGCCAUUGAAGCAACAAGCGGGAAGUCACAAAUGGAAUAAUCAACUUGGGAUCAUCAACAAUGGUGCUCAACCUGCUAAGAUGACCUUCCAUCAAUUUGAAGAUCAUCUUGCUGUAGCGGACGACGGUAACACUGUUUACGUAUGGGACUGGAAGAAGCAAGGACGAUUGAGUCGUUUCAGUAACGGUAAUCCAGAAGGCUCCAAGAUCAGCGACAUGAAGUUCAUCAACGAAGACGACCAGGCGAUGCUACUGACAGGAUCAUCUGACGGUGUGAUCAGAGUUUAUCGCAACUACGAAUCGGAUAGAGCCAUUGAACUUGCAUCAUCCUGGCGUGCCUUAACACACAUGGUACCCAGUAACGUCAACUCUGGCAUGGUGUUCGACUGGCAACAAGUCACUGGUCGAGUCCUUGUUGCUGGCGAUGUCCGAGUAAUUCGAGUGUGGUAUGCCGCUUACGAGACGUGUGUCAUGGAUAUCCCAGCACGCUCGGGCUCCUGCGUGACUUCGCUCACCUCGGAUCAAAUGACGGGUAACAUGUUUGUUGCCGGCUUCGGAGACGGUGCCGUUCGAGUCUUUGACACCAGAAAUCGACCUCAAGAGUCCAUGGUGCGCAAAUGGAAGGAUGAGUCAGAUCGACAAUGGAUCAAGAGCGUACAUAUGCAGCGCGGCGGACAACGCGAGCUCCUGAGUGCAAGCAGGAAUGGCAAAGUCAAAAUCUGGGAUAUCCGCAUGGAUAAGCCGCUGCACUCAUUCCAAACAACACGAGACACACUUAGAACAGCCAGCACUCAUGAACAUCUACCAGUCUUUGCAGUGGGUACAUCGGCCCACGCAGUGAAGGUCUUUAAUCUUGAUGGGCAUGAGCUUUCGAAUGUUGAGCCCUAUUCAAGCUUUCUGCAACAGAACCGCAGCUCGCCUAUAUCGGCCACUGCAUUCCACCCUCAUCGACCAAUUCUUGGAUGUGCUGCUCGAGGUGAUCAACAUAUCAACUUGUUCACUUGCGAGAAAUCGGAGUCUCUGCACCCAAGCUAGCGUCCUUGGGGCGGCAGGUUCCGCUUAUAGCAAUACAUAGGAGAGGACAAAUGAGACGGGAUGUAUUGAUUGCCCGGACCAUGGAGGAAGGGUGUCAUUCAGGGGAUACGGAUGUGGGGUUCAAACGGGUGGUAACGUUAGCUGUAUAGGUUGCAUAUCAUAUCAUCCAGGAUUUCUUUCGAUGCUGGCGUUUAGGAGUAGGCAAGACAAGCGAGGCGAUGGAGGCUCAGGACGAAGCGAAUCUCUUUCCACAACGGAAACAUCUCGUCGGCGUCGCCAAAUUCCGCGACGUUGGGCGGAAAUGGUUUCGUUAGAAUAUAGGACGGGACAUUGGAGAGAUGUAUGAUAAACCUUAAUAUGAAUUGCUAAUUUGAGCCUGGGGCUUGUGGUCUUUGCGUAUAUGGACACUAAAAAGAAAAGCAACCGUUUAGAUGGCAUUUUCUUUGGAUCAAAAUGCUGGGGUUAAUAAGG